CUAGCAUUGUGCGUAUUUUUUGUUUGUUUAUCAUUUUUUGGGCAACCAGGCAUUUGAUUGAUCCAUUUGAUUAGUAAUCGAUAAUCGUAGAUGUAAUUUUGAAUCAGGUUAGAAUAACCAAACCUAAAAUCAAAUUAAGGGCUUCCAAAAACAAUCAUCCAUUCCAUCAAAAAUGAAUAUCAUUCAUCAUUCAGUAGCAUCAUUAUUCAAUUACUAUAUCACUAAUGGACGACAUGUUAGCCUGGUUGCAAUCAUUUUUUUAUUAUUACAAUUUUUGGCACAAAUUUCGGCACAAUCAUCAAUGUUGACUAAUCGUAAAAUUAAACCACCAUCACAACAAUCACCAUCAAUCAAUUCAACAAUCAAAACAUCAAGCGGUGGUAAUCUUGUAUUGGCUAAUAAACAAGCAGCACCAAAAUUUAGUUAUGUUGUUUGGGAUGAACAAGGAAUGGUCUGUAUUUUGGCUAAAUUUGAAGCAACACUGACGAUUACAUUCUAUACACCAAGUGGUGCACAUCAAUUAAUUGAAAAAAUACCGAUCGAUGCAAAAUCCAAAGGACGUUGCGAUUAUCUGUUGGAUGAAAAACCCGUAUUAGAUGUUACAUGGAUUGGUGGUUUUACAUUUCGUAUUAUAUUCGAAAAAAUUAUCAAUUCUGAUGAUAAUAGUGUUGAUAGAUGGGGUAUCAAUUCUAUCGACUUGCUUUACAAUACUGCUGAUUCAUUAUUUCGUGGUUCGGUUGAUGGUGGUAAAAAAGUUGCACGUACAAAACCCGGAUCAUUGGGAAUGUUUACAACCGCUAUGGGUAAAUCAUAUUUUUGUCCAUCACCACCGAUUAUUAACCUUUAUGAAUCAAAAACUGGUAAACCAAGUGUUGUUGUACGACUUACGAAUGUACAUUUGCAAGCAUUUCAAAUUGAAAUGGGAAAAUUUGCACCAAUAUCACGUUGUAGCCAGGUAAGUUUUGGUUCAGGUGUUGCAGCACCAUUAUACGUUAGUCUGGAACAAGAUGAUAGUGUACCAGUUGUUGUUGGUACACUGACGGUUAUUGUAUCGAUUUUGGUUAUUGUUGGUUAUGCUGUCUAUAAAUCAUGGGUAUUUAAACCGGUUGAUUAUGAUACAAUGAUCUGAAAUGAAUCAAUGAAAAUUAUCGCUUUUCAACUGAUGUUAUCCAUAAAUCCACAUAUCAAAUCAUCAAUCCAAACAAUCAAAUGAAACCAAGU
Dermatophagoides pteronyssinus (European house dust mite) is the source of this 1221-nucleotide messenger RNA. Its product is annotated as lysosome-associated membrane glycoprotein 5. Gene Ontology annotation, cellular component: late endosome membrane; lysosomal membrane; plasma membrane. Gene Ontology annotation, biological process: establishment of protein localization to organelle. NCBI's taxonomy places the organism in Eukaryota, Metazoa, Arthropoda, Arachnida, Sarcoptiformes, Pyroglyphidae. The record is from RefSeq and is a predicted model, not a curated record.